CGCGAGACGCUACCAAUGUACAGAGUUCCAUCGACGAUGAAGAUAUUCCUCGUGUAUUUCCUCAUCUGGGGACUGGCAAAUGGCCAGGGUCUUAACCCGGAACAGUUGUUUGUCGGGGCUUCGGCCAAUCCUUCGUUGGAAAGUGCAGUCUUCGGCAGCCCCCUACCUGAUCCAAUCGCAGGUUCGUCCGCUUUCACAAACGAUCAGAUAAAUAUUAACUUCGGUCCCAUACUUAAAGCGGGAUCAUCAGCGCAGACGUCAUUAGUCAAAUUUGGACAUAAAGAUUUCUCGACGAUGGUAGACGCUGACGCGGCCGCACAAACGUCUUUCGCGUUCCCGAAAGAAGAUACCGCAGCGAAUCUGAAAUCUCUCACGAAGAUAAUGGCAGAUCCUCCGAUCAAAAUUACAAGUUCGACGACCAAAUUGAGCGAGGAAAAUUCCGAAUCUACAAGAAAGAAAUAUUUCCUGACGCGUCACUUCUCAUCUUCAGCAUCGUCUUCGUCUUCGUCGCAGCCUAGUUCGACCACGUCCACAGUCUCCGCCGAGUCAGAAACCUCAAGCUCUGAUGUAAAGUCUCACUUCAGCGAGUCAUCCGACCGAGGAUCGUCCAGGAAGAUAGAUAUUUCGGCGGAAGCUAUCGCUAAAGCCGAAGCUGAGGCGAAGGCUGCGUCGCAAGCAGCGGUGGCCGCACAAGCAGAGGCCGAGGCUCAGGCGAAAGCGGCAGCUCGUGCGGAAGCGGAAGCUAGCGCGGCGGCUGCCGCAGAAGCACGAGCGGAAGCGAAGGCGCGGAUGGAAGCUGAAGCCCGGGCGCAAGCGGAAGCUCGCGCGGAGGCGUCCGCGCGUGCCGAGGCCGAGGCUAAGGCGGAAGCGUCCGCAAAAGCGGAGGCCAAAGUGAAAGCCGAAGCUGAGGCGCGGGCGCAAGCCGAAGCUCGGGUCGAAGCGGAAGAGCGAGCGGCCGUAUCCGCGCGAGCCGAAGCUAAGGCCCGGGCACAGGCUAAAGCCGAGGCGGAAGCAUCCGCACGUGCGGAAGCGAUAGCUUUCGCCGAAGCGGAGGCGCGUGCCAAGGCGGAAGCACGCGCGGAAGCGUCGGCACAAGCCGAGGCUAAGGCGAAGGCAGAGGCGGCGGCUGGUGCGGAGGCUGCCGCUGCGGCUAAGCUGGCCGCUCAAACCAAAGCGAUAGCCGAAGCGUACGCCAACGCUGUCGCUAAAGCCGAGACGUCCGCUAGGAAAGCUUUCGUGGCGAGCGUCGCCACGACGAACGCGGCGAAGUUAAUCAAAUUGGCUGCGUCGGCACAAGCGCAGGCAGCCAUCAAAGCAACUGCCGCUGAAGAGGCAGCAGCCGCUGUUGCCGUCGCCACUGGUGAGGCUAAUGCUUCGGCAACUGCGGUCGAAGCCGCUCUCGUGCUGACCAUGAUGAUCUCUCAGUCUGCGGAACUUGCUCAGAAGAUUGCCGCGUCUUAUUCAAUGGAAUUGGUCAAAGCAGCUGUGGCUAGCGAAGCCGCUAACAGAUUUGUCGAAAGCAAAGCUAUAAGCGGCGAGAAAAUAGUCGCUUCAGCGAUAACAGCUGCACAAGCGUCUGUGUCCAAACAUACGGCAGCGAAGCGGAAGACCGAAGAGCUUGCUAUGCAUCGAAAGAUGGCCGAGGAAAUUAGUGCAAAGGCAGCUGCUACACAAUCCACAGCUUUGGAAUACGCAAAGCUGGUUUCUCGUGAGGCUGAAGAAGCUGCCAAAAUGCAAGCUUCAUCAUCCGCCAAGAUGGAUUCAAGAACCGCAAAACUAGAAUCCCUCAUAGCGGCGCAGGCAAAUUCCCGCGACGCCAUAAGGGAUGGCAUUGUAUACGGAUUGGGCGCUAUGCCGAAAAUAAUGUUCAAACAUGUCGAAAUGUAG
Molecule: messenger RNA, 1887 nt
Organism: Dinoponera quadriceps
Lineage: Eukaryota; Metazoa; Arthropoda; Insecta; Hymenoptera; Formicidae
Exons: 1
Coding region: 16-1887 (623 amino acids)
Source: RefSeq, a predicted model, not a curated record